AUGGGGAUCACUGGUCUCCUUCCGUUUCUGAAGAGCGUCACCUACCCAACCCAUAUCAGCGAGUAUCGUGGUCUCAAAGCGGGGGUGGAUGCCUACUGCUGGCUUCAUCGUGGUGCUUUUAGCUGCGGGAUGGAGCUCUGCACUGGUGUGGCCACCGACAAGUACGUCGCUUUUUGUAUGAAGCGUGUGAACCUCCUACUGCACCACGGGAUCCAGCCCGUCAUGGUAUUCGAUGGCGCAAGCCUCCCCAUAAAAAGGAGCAUUAAUCUGGAGCGCCGGAGACAGAGAGAGACGGCGAGGAGCAAGGGUGAGGCAGCGCUAGCGGCGGGGGAAGCUGGCGCAGCUGCCCAACACUUCUCCAAGGCCGUCGGAGUGACGCACGACAUGGCCUUCCUCUUGAUGAAGGCGUUGCGACAAGCGGGGGUAGAGCUCGUCGUGGCGCCGUACGAAGCAGAUGCCCAGCUGGCAUUUCUCAGCCGAACCGGUGCUGUGGAUGUUGUCCUAUCGGAGGAUUCCGAUUGCCUUCCUUAUGGGUGCAAGAAGGUGCUGUUCAAGAUGGACAACGAGGGCCACGGGCAAGAAAUUCAGCUGAGAAAUCUCGCUGCAAACACACCGCUUUCGUUGAGCAACUGGAAGAACAGCAUGUUUUUGGAUCUCUGUCUUCUGGUGGGGUGUGACUACAUACCUUCUUCGGUGAAAGGACUGGGCAUCGCAACUGCAUACAAGCUCGUCGAUAGACAUCGGAGCCUGGACAAGAUCAUCGGCGCUAUAAACUCCUCAAGGUUCGUCAUACCAGAGGGAUACUGGGAACAAUACAAGAGGGCGCGAUUGACUUUUCGACAUCACAUCAUCUACAAUCCGGAGACAGAGGAUGAGAAGGGGCACAUGGCUGACGGGAAGGCCAUGGGCUGGCAGCAAGGGCCCGACAUAGGGUUGAGGGCCACCGGCGAGGGUUGGGGCCAACGACUUUCUGUGAAGAGUGAUGAAACCGCGGACGCGAGACACGAUGGACACAAAAACGAGGGAUGCAUGUACCCUGCCGCGGAAGGGUCUGCGCACAGGAAGCCGGAUAGCCGUGAGACCAACCAAGACCACGCUCGUGAGGCGAACGUGCGGCAAGGUCUACUAGCGUUGACCGGCGAGGUUCCAGUUGCUGACCAAGCCAAGUUCGUACCUGCUUCUGCACAGCACUUUCGAAGCACACAGGUGAGCCAGGGGCUCGAGACACUCCAGCGCAGGAAAAGGCGCCUGUACCCAGCAGAAGACCCCGAGUGCCUGGGGCUACCAAGCAGAGGACAGCAACACCAGGUCCAGCCUGGCGCCGCUGAUAGAAUGCUGCACGGAAGCAACCUGCCAGUUUUCGGGGCCAGGGUUGACAAUCCAACUUGCAAGUCUGGUGUCGAUCGUCCAGCUGAUAAUAGUGGGUUGUGGAUGGUCCAACCUCAAGAGGCGAGAGGAAUGUCGUCCGUCAACCCGCCUGCACCUGUAUCUUCGCCUGUGAGACUGCGAGCAGGGAGUCGUUUAGGGUCACCCGAAGCUCGAGUGUUGACGGCUUCCUCUAGGCGGUGGACACUACCUGUACCUUCGACCGCGCCUCCGGUAAACCGGGAAGGGUUCCCGCUAUUGCGCUUGUUAGAUGGAAAGGGGAAGGUUGCCCCCGAGCGAUCGUGGAGUGUAGACCGGCGAAUAGGCGGCGCAAGGGUAGGACAGCCGUCGCCCAAGCGCACACGCGGGGUUGAAUUUUGGGACAACCUCUUGGGCUAG
This is a messenger RNA of Ectocarpus siliculosus, 1764 nucleotides long. Lineage: Eukaryota; Phaeophyceae; Ectocarpales; Ectocarpaceae. The record is from the annotation of a GenBank genome assembly.